AUGAAUUUCUAUUUCUUUAUUUAAUUAGCAGUUGAAGCAGAAUUAAAAUUAGAAGAGAUGAGGAUAUUGUUAGCAAAUUUAGAUAAUUUUGAACCAUUUACAAGUAAUAAUUAAUAUUAAAUAUUAGCUUAUAAACGAUUAGAUUAACGUAGAACAGGAGGAUUAAAAUCUGAUAAUAUUUUUGAAUUUUUAAAUGAUAAUGAUAUUUAGAUAACACAAGAUCAACUUGAUUACAUGUUUAGAGUAUUAGAUGAAGAUUCUGAUGGCUUAGUAUCAUUUUAAGAGUAUUAUUUUGGUUGAAAUAAUUAGCUUUAAAAGAGCAAUAUUACCUAAGAUGAAUGAUUAAGUGAAAGAUUAAGCCUUGAAUCAUAAAAGUUAUGACCUUCCAGUUAAUAUGUUACUACCAAAAGAAAUAGAAGCAUAAUUAUCAUAAUUCUUUAUUUAGAUAAAAUAAAAUUAUAUGUAAAUGAUGUUCUUAUCCCCAGACAAUAUUAGCAAAUAGAAUAAAAAAUUGAUUUGAAUUAGUUGGAUAUUUAUGAUAAAGAUAAUUAUAUUACAAUAAAUUCAUUAAAGUUUUGGUUAUAAUAGCUAGGAAAAGAUAUCAAAGAAGAAAUUCUCUAGAAUUUUAUUAUUAUUAUAUAAGGAUAGAAAUAAUGGCUUUAAAAAUUAUUAGAUCAAAUUUACACUAAAAAAGAAAAAGAUUAAGAUUAAUUUCACAAGUAAAGAGAAGAAGAGAAUUUUAAUAAAGAUCAUUAAGAGAAUGAUGAAGUUGAUAUUGAAAAAUAAAAAGAAUUAAAAUAAUUCUAAUAAAAUGAUGCAGAAACUGAUAUAUAUCGCAAGAUUAGUUAACUCAAUAAUUAGUAGGAACUCUAAUCUUAAGUAUUUGAACAUAAUAAAACGCAUAAUUAUGAUUUACAUUAUGACAUAGAAUUUGAAAUUUGUUAAUUAAAGAAUAAAAUUUAUGACUUAGAAAUACAACUAGAAAUACCAUCAUAAUUAAAUAGAAGAUCUUAAAUAGGAUAAAUGUUUGAGAAAGUAUAAAAUAAAGAGUUACAGUAAUUCUCAAGAAUGAGUUACCUAAAAAUAUUUGAUUAUCCCCCUUCUGAAUAUGGCAAAGAUUUAAUUAGUUAAAAAUUAUAGUUAGAUAAAUAAAUUAAAAAAGAAUAAAUUAAAUAAUAAAUCUUANUUGUUAGCAAAUUUAGAUAAUUUUGAACCAUUUACAAGUAAUAAUUAAUAUUAAAUAUUAGCUUAUAAACGAUUAGAUUAACGUAGAACAGGAGGAUUAAAAUCUGAUAAUAUUUUUGAAUUUUUAAAUGAUAAUGAUAUUUAGAUAACACAAGAUCAACUUGAUUACAUGUUUAGAGUAUUAGAUGAAGAUUCUGAUGGCUUAGUAUCAUUUUAAGAGUAUUAUUUUGGUUGAAAUAAUUAGCUUUAAAAGAGCAAUAUUACCUAAGAUGAAUGAUUAAGUGAAAGAUUAAGCCUUGAAUCAUAAAAGUUAUGACCUUCCAGUUAAUAUGUUACUACCAAAAGAAAUAGAAGCAUAAUUAUCAUAAUUCUUUAUUUAGAUAAAAUAAAAUUAUAUGUAAAUGAUGUUCUUAUCCCCAGACAAUAUUAGCAAAUAGAAUAAAAAAUUGAUUUGAAUUAGUUGGAUAUUUAUGAUAAAGAUAAUUAUAUUACAAUAAAUUCAUUAAAGUUUUGGUUAUAAUAGCUAGGAAAAGAUAUCAAAGAAGAAAUUCUCUAGAAUUUUAUUAUUAUUAUAUAAGGAUAGAAAUAAUGGCUUUAAAAAUUAUUAGAUCAAAUUUACACUAAAAAAGAAAAAGAUUAAGAUUAAUUUCACAAGUAAAGAGAAGAAGAGAAUUUUAAUAAAGAUCAUUAAGAGAAUGAUGAAGUUGAUAUUGAAAAAUAAAAAGAAUUAAAAUAAUUCUAAUAAAAUGAUGCAGAAACUGAUAUAUAUCGCAAGAUUAGUUAACUCAAUAAUUAGUAGGAACUCUAAUCUUAAGUAUUUGAACAUAAUAAAACGCAUAAUUAUGAUUUACAUUAUGACAUAGAAUUUGAAAUUUGUUAAUUAAAGAAUAAAAUUUAUGACUUAGAAAUACAACUAGAAAUACCAUCAUAAUUAAAUAGAAGAUCUUAAAUAGGAUAAAUGUUUGAGAAAGUAUAAAAUAAAGAGUUACAGUAAUUCUCAAGAAUGAGUUACCUAAAAAUAUUUGAUUAUCCCCCUUCUGAAUAUGGCAAAGAUUUAAUUAGUUAAAAAUUAUAGUUAGAUAAAUAAAUUAAAAAAGAAUAAAUUAAAUAAUAAAUCUUAUUAUGA
Paramecium pentaurelia is the source of this 2311-nucleotide messenger RNA. The record is from the annotation of a GenBank genome assembly. NCBI's taxonomy places the organism in Eukaryota, Ciliophora, Oligohymenophorea, Peniculida, Parameciidae.